Gymnodraco acuticeps is the source of this 3308-nucleotide messenger RNA. RefSeq names its product adhesion molecule with Ig-like domain 1 (gene amigo1). Gene Ontology annotation, biological process: brain development. The record is from RefSeq and is a predicted model, not a curated record. The transcript is spliced from 2 exons. Gene Ontology annotation, molecular function: protein binding. The coding region runs from base 521 to 2065 and encodes 514 amino acids. Lineage: Eukaryota; Metazoa; Chordata; Actinopteri; Perciformes; Bathydraconidae.
CUGCGAGGAGCCACAGGAAGCUGGUGAGCCGCAGACUGCUCAUUAUCUCCAUGGCUGCUGAUGAGAGCCGACAGGAGCCGAACCUGCCCGAAAUGCGCCAACUCGGGUGUGCGUUCGUGUGUUUACAGAGCAAUACGUCCAGCUGAUUAACACACGCUCAUCGGUUGUUGUCAGCAGUUAAGAACGUCUUCUCUUUAGUAAUCGUUUCCCCCCCCAAUUAUGCACAGGGUACAUUGAUGCCGCGUGGACCAGGAUUAUUUUGCCGAGGAGAUCUCUAGUGCUCUCCCCUCCUCCGCUGUUGUCCUCAACAGCAGACACACGGACUCAUUCAGACUGGGACUUUUGUCUGGAGCACCAUUGUAAACAGGCGAGGAGCCGUUUUAAUCAAAUAUAACAUCGCUCCAUCAUAGGUUGAAGCCUUCAGUCAGCAAUGCCUGGGAAUCGUCCAACUGCUCCUCCCUGUUGAUCUCUGAGAAUGGGAUCCUAGUAAACCUCUCUGGGAUUUAGAUCAACUGCUAGCAUGUUGCAGCCUUCCACCAGAACAGGUGACUUCCUGUUGGAAACAUUACCUCAUUGGAGAAAGCGUCCGAGAUGGGUCCUCUCCUUGACCCUUUGCAUGGCUCUCCUCUGGCUUCCAGGGGCGACGGCAUCGAUCCUAAACUGCCACACGACAUGCAUCUGCGCCUCAAACAUAGUGAGCUGCUCCAAGAUGAAUCUGACCUAUGUCCCGAGAGGUAUACCACUUUACACUGCUGUGCUGGAUAUUAGCUACAAUGAGAUAGAUAGACUGCAAGCUGACUGGACCCCGGCCAAGCUCCCGAAGCUCCAUAACCUCCUCCUCAGCCAUAAUGGUCUCAACUUCCUGUCUUCAGAGGCGUUCGUAAAUGUGAAGCACCUACGUUACUUGGACCUGUCCUCAAACAACUUGGAAUUGCUGGACGAGUUCAUCUUUGAACCUUUGGUCAACCUGGAGGUCCUCUUGCUGUAUAAUAACCACAUUUCCCAGAUUAACCGCGCAGCCUUUAUCACCGUGGUCAAACUUCAGAAGCUCUACCUUAGUCAAAACCAAAUCUCCCGCUUUCCCGCGGAGCUGGUCAAGGAAAAGUCCCGCCUAGAGAACCUGAGUCUGCUGGAUGUGUCCUCCAACAAAAUCAAGAUGCUACUCGUUGAUGAACUCCAGGAACUGCCUGCCUGGAUUAAAAAUGGCCUCUACUUUCACAAUAACCCUCUGCUGUGUCACUGUGAUCUCUACACACUCCUCGCCCAUUGGUAUAUUCGAAAGCUCAACUCUGCAGUGGAUUUUAAAGAUGAAUACACAUGUAUCCUGCCUGGCCCUCAAAAAACCAAAGUGGGUGUUUUUGAACUCAGCGGUUAUCACAUGAACUGCAGCACAUUCAAGGAGGCAGAUGAAGAGGCAUUUCUGGAGCAGAGGCUAAUCCUUGGCUGUGACACCAAACACAAGGACAUGGUAAAGACCUGGAUAAUGCCUGGUAAUGUCGUGGUGACGCCUGGAAGCAACCAAACCGCCAAAGUCAUGCAAGAUGGUAAGCUGCAGAUUACUUCAGUGAGGAACGAGGAUUCUGGGACGUACACUUGCUUUGCGACAAGCGAGGCCUUCAAUGAAACAAUCUAUGUGGUACUGAAGGUCCACAACUUUACAAUGGACGAGAUUGGGGACUCCCUGAACACAGCUUACACAACCUUAGUGGGCUGUCUGGCCAGUGUGGUUCUGGUGCUUAUGUAUCUUUACCUGACGCCGUGUCGCUGCUUCUGUUGCCCCAACAUAGGAAAGACGCGGGGUGAGGACAGCAUCCACUCGUCCAUGCUCAGUGUGACACCGACCCAUGAGGAACCAACGCUGAAGGCCGAUUUGAACAGGCACGUGGCAUUCAUAGACUCCAAGGACUUGCAGGGCCAAAACGGCAAGCUAAACCCCAAUGGGGAUGGGGAUGAGGAUGAGGAUGAUAUGGAUGCAGAGGCUGGUUCUCUUAUGAAGGGCAAGAGGAAGAAGUCAGUAGCAGAGUCCAUCAGCUCCGUCUUCUCAGACACUCCCAUGGUGGUCUGAGGUGUGACCGGCAAUGACGAUGGAUGCCACACGACUGGGUGUAUAUGGUACAACAUUAGCCAUGUUUUAGUUAAUAUAAACUGUAACUGUGACCUUGGCGGAGAAAACAAAAGAAGGCUGUUCAUCUGUAGUUGCUGGCACGUUGAAAUAAGGAUUUUUAAGGGGGUUUAAAAAAAAGAACUGUCUUGUCAACAAGUACAAGAAGCAGGACUUUUCCAGCAUUUUAAUCUGUAGCACUUAAUAUUCAUACUGUGAAGGAAUGGCAGUGUACAUGAACAUUGGAAACUACUGAAGUCUUAUGAGAGUGAAAUGUCGAUGAUGUAUUGUCAAUAUAAGCUCUCAGGAAGUGAUCCAUUAAACUGCGUGUGGAAAAUACAUAUGAUUCGAUGCACAGGUUGAAAUUUGAUUGGAAGUAUACAGUGAACCCAUGGCUGGCUCAUAAUUAUUAUUAUUACAAAGACUAGAAUAGAUUGCAUCUUACCUAAACAUUAGAGCAUAGACCUCUUUAUACCACUCUUCUAUUAACACAGGGACAGAGACUCAGAAAGGCCACCGUCACCAGGCUGUGAUACAUCUAUCUUGAGUCAUCUAUAGAGGAACUGCAUGCCAUAAACCCACAUUACAGCUCUCUAACUGAUCUGUAUAAGUAGGUAAAGAAAACGUGCAUUAAUUGGAAGUUUAGUCAUUUGUAUAAAGAAAAAGCAGUAGCAGAUACAUUAAAUUAAGAAGGUAAUUUCACUGUACUUCAUAGCUGAUACCUGCAAUGUACUAAGAUAUCGUUUUUCAGACUGAUCUUUAUUUUUGAUUUGAUGUAUAGUCUUAUGUGUAGCGAUGUAGGGGAAAGCAAUUUGGAUGGGGUACAUUUACAUAGAGGUAUGGUAUAAACUAGUUUGACAGCUCGAGGCAGAUCAAUGUUUAUGAGAAAAUUGUGUAUCAAACUAGUUGUCCUAACAAAAAAACCCUGACAUAAUGAAAAACGCCUAAAGCAGACACUCAUUAGAUGCAGAGAAUUAAGAGUUUGACCUUAUCUAUUGGCCAAGUUAUAGCCUUUCUUUCUCUCCAUUACACUGGGAGGAAGUGAAAUGGGAGGAAGCUAAAAUGCUUAGGUUAAAUUGGUUUUUCCUUCUGAAUGUAAAAUGUGCACCUUACUCAAAAUCCUGAAUAUUAUAAUGUACAUUGCUUAAAAGAUAAAUUAGGAAAACACUGGGAGUAUUCAUAUAAUAAAUUAUGUAGUAGAUUUAAA